This is a messenger RNA of Limanda limanda (common dab), 2361 nucleotides long. RefSeq names its product inactive N-acetylated-alpha-linked acidic dipeptidase-like protein 2. The coding region runs from base 1 to 2361 and encodes 786 amino acids. The record is from RefSeq and is a predicted model, not a curated record. NCBI's taxonomy places the organism in Eukaryota, Metazoa, Chordata, Actinopteri, Pleuronectiformes, Pleuronectidae. The transcript is spliced from 15 exons.
AUGGCAUACAGGAAAGUGUGUGACGCCCAGGGUGGCCCACUGGUCGGUGAGGGUCUGCACUGCUCUGGAGGUCUGGAUCUGGACUGGGACCUGGACAAGGAGGAGCUGCAGGAGCCAAGACCAAGCAUGGACCGAAUGCAGAUGCAACAUAUAGACUGCCAGAGAUCAGCGUGUUCAGACCCUGGACCUGAUCCUGACCCCGAGUUGAUGGAACCCAUCCAGCCGUCAGUUUCCGUUUCACCCCAUGGUCGGUUUGAACGACUCCAAGAAGAUCCGAACUACAUCUCCCACUUUACCAGGGCUCCUGCUCAUAAAGGUCAAAGACGACUCCACUGCUUCCUGCUCAGGUACUUCCUGGCUGCAGUGGGGCUUUUUGUCCUGGGUCUCCUCAUUGGCUGGUUCACUCACACGCAAAGCGUCAAACGUCCUGUGCCCCUGUCCGACAGCUCGGACCUGCUGGAGGAGCUGCUCAAAGGAAUCACAGCCGAAAAGAUUGAUGCUCUUCAGAAGUCUUUCUCCAGCCUGCCGGAUAACAGUGAGGAAGCCAGAGCCAGGUACCUCUACAGGCAGUGGGUUGGUCUCGGUUUGACUGACGUCCAUCUAUCCAAUCACACAGUCCUCCUCAGCCUGCCUGGUUCCACACCCAACACAAUCACUGACAGGUCUAGUCACCAGUGUUUCCUGCCAAACGGGACCCCUUGUGACCAGCGUGGCCCAAACGACCUGCCGAGGCAGCAGUUCUCUUACGCAGCCUACUCCGCUGUUGGAAGUCUACAGGGAGAGGUGGUGGAUGUUCAGUACGGGAGUGUGGAUGACCUGCGGAGAGCCAAAGACAGCCUGAACCUCACCAACCGGAUUGCCAUGGUCAAGCUUGGCCAAGCACCCUUGCUGUACAAGCUGUCCCUCCUCUCUGAGCUGGGUUUCGGGGGUGCCCUGCUUUACGUUGACCCCUGCGACGCCCCCCCCGGCCGCCACACCUGGAAUCAAGCGUUCAGAGUCACCCUCAACCCCGGAGGAAAUCCUGCCAUUGCUGGGCUGUCAAGAGAGGCUGGAGGAAGUCUGACAUCCCUGUUGGUUCAGCCAAUCUCUGCCUUCCUGGCCAAGAAGUUACUGUCCUCUUCAUCAGCAGGGCAAGGAGACUCCUGCGUUCCUCUUGCCAUGCCUGCCAACACAGAGCGAAAGAAGAUCACGCUGACGGUUGGCAGCCAGCUGUCCUACAAGAAGAUCUACAAUGUCGUGGGAUACCUGAAAGGAAGGAGGAACCCAGAUCGCUACGUGCUGGUUGGCAGUCGCCACGACAGUGACCAGAGAGGCGGGGCUUCAGCUAUCAUGAAUCAGCUCAUUGCAGCCCUGACAGAGCAGACCAAACAAGGAUGGGUGCCGGACCGUACCACUGUGUUUUGCUCCUGGGGAGGCUCAGCCCUGGGAAACAUUGGGUCCUAUGAGUGGGGAAAGGAUAACAGUGUUGUCCUGCAGAGCAGUGCAGUGGCCUACGUAAGUCUGAACUCUCCGGUCAGAGGGACAGAGACUCUGCGAGCUGCAGCUUCACCGACUCUGCUGCAACUCACCUCCGACAUACAGAGGAGACAAUUGCUGAGUUGCAUCCGUGGUGGGAACUGCCCCGGACCCAACGUCAGCUCGCUGCAGUUGCCUGGAGAUGUGAGUUUCUUCGCCAACCAACUGGCUGUUCCCACCGUGGAGUUUGCCUUCGAGCAGACCAAAGCGGAGGAGAACACCGGCUUCCUGUCAGAGGCCCAGUUUUCUGUGGAAUCGCCAGAGACCCUGGACCCACUUUUCAAGUUCCAUGAAACCAUUGCGAAGAUGACGGCAGAAGCCAUUCUCCGCCUGGUCAACGACCCUGUGCUGCCGUUCUACCCUCUGGACAUUGCCCUGGAUGUACAGAACAAACUCAAAGACAAAAGCGUGGUAUCUCCGUCCAUGCUGUCCUCAGCCGCCUCCUUCAGAGAUCACGCAGCUUUCUUCCAGUCAGAAACGAUGCGGCCAGCCAAUGACCCCAAAGAGCGCGACCCCUCCCAUGUGCGAAUGCUGAAUGAUGUGCUACGUGACCUGGAGAAGAGCUUCAUCAUCCCACAGACGCCGCCUGGAGUUUACAGGAACCUGUUAUACAGCCUCCCUGGAAAGACUCCUCUGUUUUCUGUCCUGAGGUUCUCACAGGAAGCCGCCCUGCACUGCAACGUCUCCAGCAAAGCAGUCAAACAAAACGCCACUGACAAGGAAGUGCUUUGCCACAGCACCAUGAACCAGUCUCUGUCUCUCAUCCUCAGGGCCAUCCGGUCAGCAGAGAGGCUGGUGUGUUUCGGCUUGGACUUGUUUGAAAAUUACCAGAGAGAAGCUAAAUGA